This is a messenger RNA of Aspergillus fischeri NRRL 181, 597 nucleotides long. RefSeq lists its product as uncharacterized. NCBI's taxonomy places the organism in Eukaryota, Fungi, Ascomycota, Eurotiomycetes, Eurotiales, Aspergillaceae. Gene Ontology annotation, molecular function: monooxygenase activity. The record is from RefSeq and is a predicted model, not a curated record. The coding region runs from base 1 to 597 and encodes 198 amino acids. The transcript is spliced from 2 exons.
AUGCUUCGUGCUCAACAUCAGCCAGUUGAAGCAACGGCCAAGGCUAAAGACUUGACAGCUUCGCAAACGCCCACUAGGCGGCAAGGCUUUUUGACUUAUUAUUUCAGUGAAGCAGCUCGCGAACAUGUGGCGACACUGAAAAGUCUUCUUGUACACCGCGCUGGUCUCCAUGAAGCUCUCCUGGUUGCUGUGCUGGCGCCAGGUUCUGGCAGUCCCGCUAAGCUGCAGACCUCUAGCAAAGUCGUUGAUAUUGAUCCCGACCAUGCCACCCUAACUCUCGGGGACGGAGAGGUGGUUCAGGGUGACGUGGUCAUCGCCGCAGACCCGUACAUUCUGUUGCGCGAUGCAUCGGCGCCAGCCACAUUGCCCCUACGACUCGUGUGGGAAUGCAUUACAAUUCUUGAUGUUGCGCCAGGCAGCACUGGAGGAUCCCGAUUGACAACCCAGCGACGACGUCCGUUAUCUUCCCAAUAUCUGUCACGAUUGCAAGGGAGAGGCGGGGGCCCAGUAUCCGGUCUUCGACCCGCAUGCAGCAGAAUCCAAGGUGAUCCCAUCAAGGUGACGCGAGUGCGCAGACAACCAAAGCUUCCUACCUGA